UUCUAAAUUUUCGGAGGGUUCAGCCCUUUUUGUUGCAAGUUUUUUGCUUAUUCCCUCAGAUUUUUCAUGUUUUUUUAACUUAAGCUCUGUUAAAGAAUUUCGAAGCAUGGCUGAUGAUGCUCCUUAUUAUAGAAUAGUGCCAUUUUCACCCCCACUUGAUGAUGAUGUUUCCAAUCUUCCUGAUGAUGGUGAUGGCUUAGGAAUAAGUUCGCCUAAAAUAGCAAAUGACCAUCCAGAAGAUGAACCAAUUUGUGAAGAGAAAUACACAAAUAGUGGAUAUUUUGGUAUCAAUUCUGAUAAUGGUGCACAUAAUAAUAAUGAGUUGCCUGAAGAAAGGUUGAGACAUAUGGAAGAAUUAUAUCAACAGCAUUUGAUUGAACAAUUACCUGUUUAUUAUCCUGGCAUUUCUGGAUGUAGAAGCGUAGUGGAAUUUGAAUGCCUUAAUAAAAUUUCUGAAGGGACAUUUGGUGUUGUUUAUCGUGCCAAAGAAAAGAGAACGGGUUCUUUUUUUUUAUUUUCGUUUAUUUUUUUCAAUUUUUAG
Molecule: messenger RNA, 541 nt
Organism: Meloidogyne enterolobii
Lineage: Eukaryota; Metazoa; Nematoda; Chromadorea; Rhabditida; Meloidogynidae
Source: the annotation of a GenBank genome assembly